AUGGGUGUUAUUCGCAAAAAGACGGUGAACAGGGGUGGUGAAGGCGGCGUCAAGUAUGUCUGCGAUGCUUGCUCCGUCGAUAUCACGUCAACGGUUCGCAUUCGAUGUGCAGAUUCGGCAUGCACGGAUUUCGAUCUUUGCGUCUCUUGCUUUGCCAAGGGCGAAUCGCGCAACGCGCACGACCCCGCUACACACGCUUUCCGCGUCAUUGAACAGAACUCGUUUCCAAUUUUCGACGAGGAAUGGGGCGCAGAUGAAGAAUUACUUUUAAUCGAAGGUGCCGAAAUAUACGGACUCGGAUCUUGGGCAGACAUCUCCGAUCACAUUGGCGGCUUCCGCAAAAAGGACGAAGUUCGCGACCACUAUCUCCAGACAUACGUCGAAUCUACGCGCUUUCCACUCCCGGAGCGUUGCAGCCCACACGACAACGAUCUGGCCAAGGAAAUCCCUCGAGAAGAAUUCCAGUCGCGCAAGAAGCGCAGGAUUGAAGAGCGCCGUGACGCUGCCAAGAAUGCGCCCGCCUUACAACCCAAGACCAAACCGACGGCCUCUGUGCCCAGUUGUCACGAAAUUCAAGGAUACAUGCCUGGUCGUCUAGAAUUCGAAACGGAACACGCCAACGAUGCCGAAGAGGCGGUUCAGCUUAUGCAGUUUGACCCUGGCGAUGGUCUCAAUCCCAAGACGGGAGAAUUGGAGCCGGAAAUGGAGCUCAAAUUAACGGUCAUGGAGGUAUACAAUUGCCGACUUACACAACGAGUGGAUCGCAAAAAAGUCAUCUUUGAACACAAUCUGCUCGAUUACAGAGAAAAUACAAAACUGGACAAGAAGAGGACCAAGGAGGAGAAAGAUUUGAUUCAAAAAGCCAAGCCUUUUGCGCGUAUGAUGAACCGCAAAGAUUUCGACGAUCUUUGCCAAGGACUAGUCGACGAGCAAAAUCUCAGGCAGGCCAUUACGCAGCUGCAGGAAUGGCGCAGUCUCAAAAUCGGUGAUCUGCGCAGUGGCGAGAAGUAUGAGGCGGAAAAGGCCUCGAGGAUACAAAAGUCCAUUCCCAUGGGUUCAAUGGACAGGGAACGUCUUGCCUCUACACAGCGCGGCAAGCAAACUGCGCCGCCUGAGCCUGCUAGCGGCGCUGCUCUGCUUGUUGCGCCUGAACUGCCCAGCCACAUCAACCAGAGCACUGCUGACGGCGAUAGCAAGGCGCUCGUUAAUGGACAAACCAAUGGUGUUGCUACCAAUGGCCACGCUGCACCGCCUCGGCCAAAAUAUAACCCUCAGCCGAUCUCUGGUGUCCAGUCGCUGCAUCUCACCCAAGACAAUGCGCCGGAUCUGCAUCUGCUCACGCCGGACGAGGCCAAACUCUGCGAGGUCAUCCGCCUGCAGCCCAAGCCAUACCUCAUGAUUAAAGAACAAAUUCUGAAAGAGGCUCUCAAGACGAACGGGUCGCUGAAAAAGAAACAGGCCAAGGAUAUUUGCCGGCUGGACUCGCAAAAGGGAGCCAGAAUAUUUGACUUUUUCGUCAACGCGGGUUGGGUUGGAAAGGCUUAA
Akanthomyces muscarius is the source of this 1545-nucleotide messenger RNA. RefSeq lists its product as uncharacterized. The transcript has 2 exons. Gene Ontology annotation, cellular component: nucleus; SAGA-type complex. Gene Ontology annotation, biological process: chromatin remodeling; regulation of transcription by RNA polymerase II. Lineage: Eukaryota; Fungi; Ascomycota; Sordariomycetes; Hypocreales; Cordycipitaceae. Gene Ontology annotation, molecular function: protein binding; transcription coactivator activity; chromatin binding. The coding region runs from base 1 to 1545 and encodes 514 amino acids. The record is from RefSeq and is a predicted model, not a curated record.